AUUGAUAGGUUUUUUUGAGAAAAAUUCUAAGUUUGAGAAAAACAAUAUUUAUGGAAAACUAGGAGAAUUACAAAAUUUCAAAAUAAUGGCGUAGCCAACAAAUCAAGAUUACAUGUUUUCGGAGAUUAACGAAAGUAGAAAAAUUUCAUAAAAAAAAAUGCCUGGACGAGUAAAAGUAAAAAUUGCGGCUGGCCGAAAUUUGCCCGUAAUGGAUCGGUCCAGCGAUACAACCGAUGCGUAUGUUGAAAUUAAAUUGAGCAACACUACUUAUAAAACAGAUGUAUGUCGAAAAUCUUUAAAUCCACAAUGGAAUUCCGAAUGGUAUCGAUUUGAGGUAGAUGAUGCUGAGUUACAAGAUGAACCUUUACAAAUUCGACUUAUGGAUUACGAUAUGUAUUCGGCGAAUGACGCUAUUGGAAAAGUUUAUAUUGAUUUAAAUCCGUUACUGUUACCAAUCAGGAAUCAAGUAACAGUUCAAGCAUCCCCAUGCCCAACAACAUCAGAUUUAACAAAUGCUUUCUCAAAUUCUGGUGGUUCGACAGUUUUAUCUAGUGGAGUGACAGCCCUAGGACCUGGUUCUGUGUUUUCUGGUUGGGUGCCCGUUUACGAUACAAUGCAUGGAAUUCGUGGUGAAGUCAAUAUCACCGUUAAAGUUGAACUAUUUAAUGAUUUUAAUAAAUUUAAACAAUCCUCGUGUGGUGUCCAAUUUUUUAACUCAUCAAAAAUUCCAUUUGGUUAUCAUGCUCGAGUCGUGCACGGUUUUGUGGAAGAACUAGUUGUAAACGAUGAUCCCGAAUAUCAUUGGAUUGAUAAAAUUCGAACACCUCGUGCUUCAAACGAAGCUAGACAAACGUUAUUUUUUAAAUUAUCCGGCGAGGUGCAACGUAAAAUUGGUAUAAAAGCGAUUGAAGUUGGUGCAAACUCCGUAGUUGGCUAUCAUCAAUGUUUCGAUUUAGAAGGUGAUUCGGGUAUCGUAGCACGCGGUAUUGGUACAGCUGUUACAUUGGUCCGUAUACAAGAUACAGCACCAUUAUCUAAUGAUCAUGUGUUCAUUGAUAAUAAUACUAUCCCCACCACUGUUAAACAUGAUAAACCGUUAUCAGAAGAAUCGUCCACGAUCACGACGACACAAACAACAAAUACUGCAGGUGCAGGUCUAUAUAAAGAGACACAAUCACAGACACAUUCAGGGUCGGGUCAUUGUCGAACCGAAUCUGUUGGCAGUAAAGGAACGAAAUUAAAUACAAUCUCUUAUAUACAUAGACGUUCUUCUGAUUCUGAUUUGAGCAUUACACCGAAAGGUAAUAGUUUAUCAAAUGCUGAAAGGCCUGCAGUUAAUAUUAAUAUUGGGCCACGUCCAACAAUCAAACCAACAAAUUGGGAAAUGCUUGAAUUUCCAUUUAUAACAAUGUCAAAAUUUCCACCAAAUUUUAUUCGUCAUAUUGGUGGAACAGUGAGUGCGCGUUCAGUAAAAUUAUUGGAAAGAAUAAGUAAUAUCGAAGAACCAGAAACACGGGAUGCUUGGUGGACAGAACUACGAAUGGAAAUUCGAUCUCAUGCACGGGCUUUGGCUUGUAAUGUGGUUUUAGGCUACACCGAACAAGCUAGUAUUUGUGAUGAUGUUUGUGUACUGAGUGCGUCAGGGACAGCAGCGAUCAUAUAUAUACAGAAUACAAAAUUAACGGAUUCAAAUGACGUUCAAUCUGCACGUAUCACAAUUCACAACCAAAUAUUUGAAGCAUUAGAAAAAUUACAAACCAGGGAUUCCAAUUCACAAUUAUCGAGCACAACAAAUCGUGUUGAAUCAUUACAAGAGGACAAUGGUCAAGCAAUUGUUGGAAUCGAUACAGUUGGAGGUAUUGUGGAGCAACAAAAUGAUACUCCACGUUCACAAGUAACAACGUCCACAUGUCAAAUGUGUCAUGUGCCCUACUCGGAAUCGAGUGUUCCAUACCCCAUAGUCAUGUUAAAAUGUGCUGUAUGUAAAUAUGGACGUGUACCGGAUGUUCUAAUAUCGACAAUAGAUAUGCCGGAAGAAUGUAUGAUUGUGGGCAACGGUUGUUUAAUUCAAGCGCACGUGUGUCGUCCUAAACGUGAUUUACGUGCCGAAUCAAAUGCCAAGGAAAUAUCAGAUAGUUUACCAUUUUUAGAAUAUGAUUUACAUCGUUUGCUCAUUAACAAAUUGAAAGUGAAGGGUAUGAACACGAUUUUUGGAUUACGUGUACAAAUAUCGAUUGGGGAACGUAUGCUUGUUGGUACUGCGUCCGGUACUGGUGUUUAUUUAUUACCGUUACCGGCACCGAGUUUACCAAAACUUGUUUCGGGUGUAUCAUCCACAAAUAAGGAUGAUUUACAAGAAAAAUCACGGUUAUUGUCCGAAACUGCCAAGAAAAAUAAGGAAUUUUAUCAUUUGAAAAAUGAUCUGGAUGAAUUUCUUACUCAACAAUCAACAUUCACCCAUGGAGAGGAAGACUUAGAUGAACCACCCAAAUUAGAUUUAACAACUGGAAAUAAGGAUUCUUGUGUUUUAGAGAUAGAUGACGCUGAAGAUGCGGACAUAUUAUCGUUAUUAAUGGAAGGACCGCCACCGAAUGGUUUUAACGUGGUGAACAUCGAACAAGUACCUGGUUUAGAUGAUUACGAAGUGAAAACCCAUUUACAAAUGUUCACACAAAUGACCCGCUGUAAAUUACCCACAAAUCAGUAUUCACUAAGAUUUGGUCGACAAUUCCAACGUUUGUUACAAACCGUUUACUUUAAAUUACGACGUAUGACGCCUUGUGUUUUAUGUCAACUACAAUUUAGGGUGGAUAUACCGGAAAUUGAUGAAAUUCAGUUAACUGCAUAUGGUACUGCAAUGGGAAUCAAAAAAAUGAAUCGUUCAUUUAAAGAAAAAAAGAAAAUUACGCACUCAAUAAGUAGGGAUGUAAAAAAAGGAUUAGACGAAUAUGAUGAGAUUUUUACGUUAGAAGAAGAUGAAGAACCUUCCCAACAAGUUGUCUCAAAUAAUGUACCUUCGAAUUUACCUUCAAAACAGCUACGAAUUCACACCGAACCAUUUCAGGCGUCACGGCAUGGUAUAGACAUAACAUCGUUAUCUUACAUACCUGGAGGACAUAUUGUUCAAUAUUUAGGAAAUAUCAACUUCUUUUUUAUCAGAGAAUCGACAUCGAUUCGAGAGUUCGACUUUCAGGGGAGCGGUUUAAGUGGUUUUGUUCAUAGUUUUGUGACGGAGGUUUUAGCGAUUGUACGUGCACAUAUUGCAGCGUUAGGUGGAAACGCAAUGGUGGCGUAUUUCAUGAAUGAAUGUGUUUUAUUUCGAAAUCCACAUAAAAAUCAGGGUCAAUGUUUAAUAAAUGUGGGUGGUGAUGUGGUGUUUGUAUCAUAUCGAACCGAAACACAAAAAUGUGCUCAAAAUUAAAAAUAUUUGAAUUAUGUUUAGUACAAAGACGUGACGCAACGUUGCAUUUAAAUCGUGUGUGCUAUGUUGUCAGCUCAAUUUUAUGAUUCCCACCUCCAAGUUUUCUUCAUUUUUUUUUAUAUACAAUUUUG
This is a messenger RNA of Chrysoperla carnea, 3552 nucleotides long. Its product is annotated as C2 domain-containing protein 5. Gene Ontology annotation, biological process: intracellular protein transmembrane transport; protein localization to plasma membrane; positive regulation of protein targeting to membrane. Bases 158 to 3421 code for a protein of 1087 amino acids. The record is from RefSeq and is a predicted model, not a curated record. Gene Ontology annotation, molecular function: calcium ion binding; calcium-dependent phospholipid binding. The transcript has 16 exons. Gene Ontology annotation, cellular component: plasma membrane. NCBI's taxonomy places the organism in Eukaryota, Metazoa, Arthropoda, Insecta, Neuroptera, Chrysopidae.